CUGACGUCCUCUGACAUAGUCAGCCUGCAAUAAAGACACGUGAGGAGGCAAGAGAGAAGGAGGAGGAAGCAUUGCACAGGCGCGCGUGUGAUCACCACCUCUGUCAGAAAUAGACCGGAACACUGAGAGGGGUCGCGAGAGAAACGGACCCAGACAUGGACGAGAAGAACGAAUUACAAAUGUUGGCUACAGCCAAACUGCCACAAAAUGGAGACCUAAGUGAAAGCAAGAAUGAAUGAAAAUGAAAAAGAAAAAGAAAAGGAGCCAAAGUUGCCCAUGGUCGGACCCAUUGGUGUGUUUAGGUUUGCAAACAGCUUGGAUGUUGUGUUGAUCGUGACUGGGACCCUCUGUGCCAUGAUUCACGGUGUCGUACUUCCUCUUAUGUGUAUUGUGUUUGGGGACAUGGCAGACAGCUUUGUAGAUGACACCCAGACGAGCCAAAUCAACACCACAAACCCGAAUGUCACCUACAAUCGAAUAAACAACACCUUACAGCAAGACAUGAGGGGUUUUGCCAUCUCUUACUCCAUCCUGGGCUUCGUCGUGCUGCUGGUAGCCUACGUGCAGGUGACCUUCUGGUCGCUGUCAGCCGCGAGGCAGUCCACACGCAUCCGCAAGUUGUUUUUCCACCGCAUCAUGCAACAGGACAUUGGCUGGUUCGAUGUCACUGAAACAGGAGAGCUCAACACGCGUCUCACAGAUGAUAUCUAUAAGAUUGAAGAAGGUAUUGGCGACAAGGCUAGCAGGAUUAUCCAGGCCUUAACAACCUUCCUCACAUCCUUCAUCAUCGGCUUCGUCAAAGGCUGGAAACUCACUCUCGUCAUCCUGGCUGUGAGCCCUGCGCUGGCCAUUUCAGCUGGAGUUUUCUCCAAAGUGCUGGCGUCUUUCACUUCGAAAGAGCAGACCGCAUAUGCGAAAGCUGGAGCUGUGGCAGAAGAAGUUCUCUCUGCUAUCAGGACAGUGUUUGCCUUCAAUGGUCAGGACAGAGAAAUCAACAGAUACAAUAAGAACUUGGAGAAAGCAAAGAACAUGGGAAUAAAGAAAGCAACAUCUGCUAACUUUGCCAUGGGCUUCACCUUCCUGAUGAUCUACCUGUCUUAUGCUCUGGCCUUCUGGUACGGAAGCACGCUCAUCCUGAGUAAAGAGUACACCAUUGGAACUGUACUCACCGUGUUCUUCGUCGUGCUUAUUGGAGCGUUCUCUGUGGGACAGACCUCUCCUAAUUUCCAGACCUUUGCGAGCGCCCGGGGAGCUGCAUAUAAAGUGUACGCCAUCAUUGAUCAUAACCCGGACAUUGACAGUUUUUCAGAAGCCGGCUUCAAGCCUGAUUCCAUCACAGGAAACAUAGAGUUCAAGAAAAUCCACUUCAGCUACCCCUCGAGGCCAGACGUCCAAGUAUUAAAUGACUUGUCUCUGAGCGUGAAGAGUGGACAGUCCAUUGCCUUGGUGGGGAGCAGCGGCUGUGGGAAAAGCACCACGAUCCAGCUGCUGCAGAGGUUCUACGAUCCUAAGGAAGGAUCUGUGACUCUUGACGGGCACGACAUCCGUUCUCUUAACGUCCGCUACCUGAGAGAGAUGAUCGGAGUGGUGAGUCAGGAGCCCAUCCUCUUUGCCACCACCAUCACUGAGAACAUCAGAUACGGCCGACUGGACGUGACAUCUUUGGAGAUCGAACAAGCAGCCAAGGAGGCUAACGCUUACGACUUCAUUAUGACCCUUCCUGAAGGGUUUGAGACAAUGGUCGGAGACCGAGGGACUCAAAUGAGUGGAGGACAGAAGCAGAGGAUUGCGAUUGCUCGAGCUUUAGUCCGCAACCCCAAAAUCCUUCUGUUGGACGAAGCCACAUCUGCUCUUGAUGCUGAGAGUGAGACCAUUGUGCAAUCUGCACUCGACAAGGUCCGACUCGGUCGUACCACCAUCAUUGUUGCCCACCGCCUGUCAACCAUCAGAAACGCUGACGUCAUUGCUGGCUUCCAUGAAGGGAAAAUUGUAGAGCUGGGGACUCACAGCAAACUGAUGGAAGAAAAGGGAGUCUACCACACACUGGUCACCAUGCAGACCUUUCAGAAAGUGGAGAAGCAGGAUGAGGUGAAGUGUGAGCUGUCUGAUGAUGAGAAGAACCCGUUAGUCAAGUCCCUCUCUCAGUCCUCUCUGCACAAGAGGAAGUCCUCAAUAAGUUCCUCCUUCGCUGCCUCAGAGGUAGACAAAAUGGAGAAAGAAAAGUUAAACGAUGAAGAGAUGGAAGAGGAUGAAAAUAUUCCCCCCGUGUCGUUCAUUAAAUUGAUUGGUCUCAACAUUACCGAGUGGCCAUACAUUUUUGUGGGGACCAUCUGUGCCAUCAUCAACGGCGCGAUGCAGCCACUGUUUGCUGUCAUCUUCUCCAAGAUCAUCACUUUGUUUGCACAUCAUGAUCCAGAAGUUAUCAGGCAAAGAGCUUCAUUCUUUUCACUGAUGUUUGUUGUGAUUGGAGCCGUGUCCUUCGUUGCCAUGUUUCUACAGGGCUUCUGUUUUGGUAAAUCUGGAGAGAUUCUGACCCUCAGACUGAGACUCGGGGCCUUCAAGGCCAUGAUGAGACAGGACCUCGGUUGGUUUGACAACCCCAAAAACAGUGUUGGAGCGCUCACUACGAGGCUGGCCUCAGACGCAGCCCAAGUACAAGGGGCUACAGGAGUACGUAUGGCCACGCUGGCCCAGAACAUAGCCAACCUGGGCACCAGUGUGAUCAUCUCCUUCGUGUACGGCUGGGAACUGACCCUGCUCAUCAUGGCGGUGGUGCCCUUCAUGGCAGUGGCUGGAGCUGUGGAGAUGAAGGCGCUCACCGGACACGCUGCUGAAGACAAGAAGGAGCUGGAAGAAUCUGGAAAGAUUGCUACAGAGGCCAUUGAGAAUAUCCGAACCGUUGUCUCUCUUAACAGAGAACCCACGUUUGAGUCUUUGUAUCAGGAAAACCUCUUAAGACCAUUCAAGAACGCCAAGAAAAACGCCCAUGUGCAUGGUCUUACCUUCUGCCUUAGCCAGGCCAUGAUCUACUUUGCUUAUGCGGGCUGUUUCCGCUUUGGAGCUUGGCUCGUUGCGAAAGGAAGGAUGGAUAUUGAGGGAGUAUUUCUUGUGGUUUCUGCUAUUCUGUACGGUGCCAUGGCUCUCGGAGAGGCCAACUCCUUCGCUCCAAACUACGCUAAGGCUAAAGUCUCAGCUGCCCACCUUAUGAUGCUGUUGAGCAUAGAGCCCGCCAUUGACAAUCUUUCACAGGAGGGAGAGUCGCCGGACACAUUUGAUGGUAACGUGCACUUUGACGGUGUUACGUUUAACUACCCAACACGCCCUAAUGUGCCAAUCCUCCGAGGGCUGAAUCUGAAAGUUAAAAAGGGAGAGACUCUCGCCUUGGUGGGGAGCAGCGGCUGUGGAAAGAGCACCACAAUCCAGCUACUGGAGAGGUUCUACGACCCCAAGGAGGGAACAGUGCUGCUCGACAACAUGAACGCAAAACAGCUGAACAUCCAUUGGUUGAGAUCUCAGAUAGGCAUCGUAUCCCAGGAGCCUUUGCUUUUCGACUGCACCUUGGCUGAAAACAUCGCCUAUGGAGACAACAGCCGCAUUGUGACCCAGGCGGAGAUAGAGGAAGCUGCCAAAGCGGCCAACAUUCACAGCUUCAUAGAAGGCCUGCCACAGAAGUACAACACUCAGGCAGGUGAUAAGGGAACGCAGCUGUCAGGUGGCCAGAAGCAGCGUGUGGCCAUAGCCCGAGCCAUUCUCCGCAACCCCAAAGUGUUGCUCCUGGACGAGGCCACCUCCGCACUUGACACUGAGAGUGAGAAGGUGGUGCAGGACGCGUUGGACGAGGCCAGUAAGGGCAGGACGUGCAUCAUCGUCGCCCACCGUCUGUCCACCAUCCAAAACGCAAACCGCAUCGCUGUCUUCAAGGGAGGAGUGGUGGUCGAAGAGGGGACACAUCAACAGCUGCUGGCCCAAAAGGGAGUCUACCACAUGCUGGUCACCACACAGAUGGGCCACGGGAGGGAAUAAGAGGACACAGGGAGCAAAACUACGCUGGUUGUAUUGUAGCUAUAUGACAUAUUUAUGUUUCCCUGCCCAGCUUCAGAGGAACAAUUCUGAUUGUGUCCCGGCUCGUUUGGAGAUUUGACUCUGUGACCUUUUUAGCCUUGUGAGAAUCUGUCUUGCAGUUUGGUCAUGAUCAUCAGACGAGUCAUCUUUCAGUCAAAAAGCCAAGUCGUAACUUCUGUACUACUGUUUAUUAGUUUAAUGGGCCUUUUUCACAGAAGAUAUUUCGACAUGUGACAGUAGGAGAAGCACAGAUGUGAAUAAUAUCACAGAUCCUUGUAUUGUGCAUGUUGAAAAAGGUCUGUUGCGUUGUACUCUCUUAUGCUUUCUCUCGACUUGCUUCUUCUAAGUGCGUGCCUUGUACACUGGGGCUCAUUUAUCCUUUCUUCUCUAAAAGGUGGAGCUACUUGUUGCCAAUAAGCCUUAGCUGCGGAUUUCUGGUGCUAUCUUCCAUUAACUGCCAGAUACUUAUGACAAAUGUACAGAGAUUAAAGCUAAAAAUACACUGGAUUUAUUUUUGUUUCAUAGUGCAUCAAGUAUACGUCAUCAUUACAAAUAAGUUAUGUUCUACAGCAGCGGUCCCCAACCUUUUUUAUGCCACGGACCGGUUUCAUGUAAGACAAUAUGUUCGCGGACCGAGGGGGGUUCUUUAAAACAACUCCAAGGGCUUGUCUUUUAAUGCCGGGUGCCGGCUGUUA
Messenger RNA from Cottoperca gobio, 4757 nucleotides. It is a transcript of the gene abcb4, whose product is annotated as ATP-binding cassette, sub-family B (MDR/TAP), member 4. Gene Ontology annotation, cellular component: mitochondrial inner membrane. The coding region runs from base 232 to 4023 and encodes 1263 amino acids. Lineage: Eukaryota; Metazoa; Chordata; Actinopteri; Perciformes; Bovichtidae. The record is from RefSeq and is a predicted model, not a curated record. Gene Ontology annotation, molecular function: ATP binding; ABC-type oligopeptide transporter activity; ATP hydrolysis activity. Gene Ontology annotation, biological process: oligopeptide export from mitochondrion. The transcript has 28 exons.